AUGGGACUUUUGCUGAAGAACUUUUGCUGCGACAGUCUGGAGCUGGUCGCCUCCCCUCAUACUAAUGACAUUCAACUACAUCUCCAGUCUGGAUGGGAUGUACCUUUCUUCAAAAAAACUCUGAAGAUCUUUUCACUGCAGUUCUUGUGCAUUGGCGAUUCAGCCAGGUCUAUCACAGGAGAAGUCUGUCAAGAAAUUUGCACGGUCAUUUCAACAAACCAUGCAUCUGGCUCCACAUGCUUAAAGUUCCUCCUCAAUGGACAUGGACAAGAACUGGAAUUUCAACUCCAGGACAUUGAGCGUGUCUUUUGGAUUGGCAACACAGUUCGAGUCGUAGUGGGUGCUUACACAGGUCUGGAAGGGCAUAUCAUUAAGAAGUCUGAGGACUUGUUUCACAUGUGUCAAGAAGCCACCAAUGAAGAGGUGGAACUGCCAAUGCAGCCAGAUUUCGACCCUCUCCCUGAGCCCGAAUCUUUUCAAAUUGGGGAUGAGAUAGAAGUAUGUGUGGGAGAGUACAUGGGGAAAUGCAGGAUUGUGGUGUGGUUUCCUGUUGGGGGGACUACACUGUGGUUCUGUGCUGUGGGCAAUAUUGAGGAUGAGUUGAUCAACGCCCCCACAGCAUUUGUACAGCACAUUCGUCCCUUCAAGACUCUCCAAUUUACCAAGGAAAGGCGUUAUGAUGUUAAGCCUGGAGACAUCAUGACUGUCACCCAUGGGCCAGAGUUCCAGACAAAAGGAGUGGUGCAAGCCGUGGACUUUUCAAAUGUGCACCUGACCCUGAUUUCUGAGGGCGAUUAUUCACUUGUCAAUGUUCCUAUUGGAUUUGCAAUGAAAAUAUCUAACAUGAAUCCAGAUUCAUUUUGUGACAUCAUCGGUAAAGAAGUCUUCAUUAUCAGAGGUGCAUGGAAGGGCUACCAAGCCAUGCUAUACCAACUUGCUCAUGAUACCUGCUCCAUUUCUGUGCAUGGGCAAGCACACACUAUGGUUAAAUGUGAGGACGUUGCUACUAGUGCAAUACUCAAAGUCAAAGCAAGACCCCCCCCACCUGAUCCCAUAGUCCCAUCCAGUUCGAGUAUGGAUCCCAGCUCCAGCAAGUGGUCCAACUGGUCCAGCAAUGAUUUGACAGAUAGCCUUUCUGCUGGUGUCAAGACAUACAAUCCCUGGGUUGCUAAUAAUGCAGAGGAUAUCAAGGACACCAUCGCAGAUAUAAAGGAGAAGUCCCGAAACAGCAAACUGAGAUGGGCACGUCUGAUGGGUGCUUGGUUUUAUAGGAAGGGUGCAAGCCAAUGUCAUUUGGGCACAGCCUAUUGGCCCAUCUGCCUCAUGCGCUUGGACCUCUCUCUCUCGCUCAUACCUAUCAUGUUGGAUCCUUUGGCUUCCUCACUCUCUUUCUCUUCGGAUCGUUUGGACUUCAACAAGGCCUGUGGUGAAAAUCCUAGUUUGCUGAUAAAGGCCAGUUUCUUUGAGAGUGGUAUGAAUGUCCCAACACAUGUAUAUGCAUUUCUGUUCAUGCAACCAGUGACUAGCACCUGUCCAUCAGGGGAAAGGGCUGCGGAGUCUAGCGAAUCAUUUUCGUGCUGGAGGGGUGUGUUGCGAGAACAGGCGAGUGAACAACGGGAGAGGGAGCUAGAACACAAAGAACACAAAGUACUCACAUCUCAGUUUCAACUAGAACUGAGAUGUGUGCGUCUGAUGGGUGCUUGGUUUUAUAGGAAGGGCGCAAGCCAAUGUCAUUUGGGCGCAGCCUAUUGGCCUGUCUGCCUCAUGCGCUUGGACCUCUCUCGCUCGCUCGUACCUAUCAUGUCGGAUCCUUCGGCUUCCUCACUCUCUUUCUCUUUGGAUCAUUCAGACUUCAACACUCCCCCUCGAGCGCAUGCCAGACCCAUCGAUGUUAUUGUCCAUGGGGCAGUAGGGGAGCUCAAAGGUGCCAUUUUUCACAUCUUGGUUAUUGCAGAAUAUGGGGGUGGGGAGGCUUGGUGGUUCAUAGAGUUUGCCAAGGAGUAG
Suillus subaureus is the source of this 2004-nucleotide messenger RNA. RefSeq lists its product as uncharacterized. The record is from RefSeq and is a predicted model, not a curated record. Bases 1 to 2004 code for a protein of 667 amino acids. NCBI's taxonomy places the organism in Eukaryota, Fungi, Basidiomycota, Agaricomycetes, Boletales, Suillaceae. The transcript is spliced from 13 exons.